This is a messenger RNA of Callithrix jacchus (white-tufted-ear marmoset), 2953 nucleotides long. It is a transcript of the gene GPR45, whose product is annotated as G protein-coupled receptor 45. Gene Ontology annotation, molecular function: G protein-coupled receptor activity. Lineage: Eukaryota; Metazoa; Chordata; Mammalia; Primates; Cebidae. The record is from RefSeq and is a predicted model, not a curated record. Gene Ontology annotation, cellular component: membrane. Gene Ontology annotation, biological process: G protein-coupled receptor signaling pathway.
GGUACCCUGUUCUCGCGGGGGAGGUUUUGGGGCGGAGGACCGCGGAGGGACUGAGCCCAGGAGGGUGGCUGGCCGCGGAGGAGGGCUUGGGUUCGGCCCGCUGCAGCUGGGUGGCCGGCGCGGCGGCGGCCCCUCCCCCGCUCUCCCUGGCCGCCGCCCCCUCCUCCCUUCGUCCUCCUCCUCCUAUCCCUCCUCCCUGUCCCCCACCCUCCUCCCGGGCCCCGGCAGCUGCGGCUCGGGGAGCAGCCGGCGGCGCCGCGACCGCGCAGCCUUUGUCUCGGACCGCCGGGCGCGCGGGGCCCAGCGCAGCCAGCGUCCAAGCACGAAGCUGUGCACACAGUCGCUCGAGGCAGAAAUGCUUAGGAUGUGAUCCAUGAAUCGCAAAUUCCAGCUAGUGCUCCCAAAGACAGACGUUUCUCCACAAAACCAUUCCAGUGCCCCAGAGGUCCACAGACAUCCAGGAAGAUGCAGCCAGCAGAUAAAGAAUGGCAGCCACCCAAGCGCUGAGGGGAGCCCCCCUGGCGAUUUCUGUCCCGGCUCCAAGGGUCUCCCCACGAUGGCCUGCAACAGCACAUCCCUCGAGGCUUACCCAUACCUGCUGCUAAACACCAGCAAGGCCUCGGACUCCGGGCCCACCCCUCUGUUCGUACCCCUCAGGAUCUCCUUGGCCAUAGUGAUGCUGCUGAUGACCGUGGUGGGGUUCCUGGGCAACACGGUGGUCUGCAUCAUCGUGUACCAGAGGCCGGCUAUGCGCUCGGCCAUCAACCUGCUGCUGGCCACUCUGGCCUUCUCCGACAUCAUGCUGUCCCUCUGCUGCAUGCCCUUCACUGCCAUCACCCUCAUCACCGUGCACUGGCACUUUGGGGACCACUUCUGCCGCCUCUCAGCCACGCUCUACUGGUUUUUUGUCCUGGAGGGCGUGGCCAUCCUGCUCAUCAUCAGCGUGGACCGCUUCCUCAUCAUCGUCCAGCGCCAGGACAAACUGAACCCGCGCAGGGCCAAGGUGAUCAUCGCGGUCUCCUGGGUGCUGUCCUUCUGCAUCGCGGGGCCCUCGCUCACGGGCUGGACGUUGGUGGAGGUGCCGGCCCGGGCCCCGCAAUGCGUGCUGGGCUACACGGAGCUCCCCGCCGACCGCGCCUACGUGGUCACCCUGGUCGUGGCCGUGUUCUUUGCACCCUUUGGCGUCAUGCUGUGCGCCUACAUGUGCAUCCUCAACACGGUCCGCAAGAACGCUGUUCGCGUGCACAACCAGUCGGACAGCCUGGACUUGCGACAGCUCACUAGGGCGGGCCUGCGGCGCCUGCAGCGGCAGCAGCAGGUCAGCGUGGACUUGAGCUUCAAGACCAAGGCCUUCACCACCAUCCUGAUCCUCUUCGUGGGCUUCUCCCUCUGCUGGCUGCCCCACUCCAUCUACAGCCUUCUGUCUGUGUUCAGCCAGCGCUUUUACUGCGGCUCCUCCUUCUAUGCCACCAGCACCUGCAUCCUGUGGCUCAGUUACCUCAAGUCCGUCUUCAAUCCCAUCGUCUACUGCUGGAGAAUCAAAAAAUUCCGUGAGGCCUGCAUAGAGUUGCUGCCCCAGACCUUCCAAAUCCUCCCCAAAGUGCCUGAGCGGAUCCGAAGGAGAAUCCAGCCGAGCACAGUCUACGUGUGCAACGAAAACCAGUCUGCGGUUUAGGGGGCCAGGAGGCCGCAGAGAAAGGGCAGCUGAGCCCAGGUCCCAGGGUGGGCUGGUCUGUCCUGCUCUUUUCCCUGGCAUGUUGGUUAUAGUCUAUACUUUGUGGUGGCUAUUUAAGCACAAAGGUACUCGUUUGUAAUCAGAUGAGCUGCAGCUUCCAAAUUUCAAAUUUUGGCAAGAUGAAUUAUUUUUGUUUCUCUUUGCAGAAGAGCUGAAUAUGGGGCUGAUGGGAACUGCGAAGUCCUUAAGGCAAAAAUGGAGUGGGCUGGGGAGAGCAGCAGUUGGGCGGAAAGGGAAGAGGAGGGCACAGGGAGUGAAGCUGGUUCAGUGUGGGGCAGGAGGAGGCGUCGAUCACAAGAGCUUCAUCCUGCCCUCUGAGCCCUCUCUGCACCUGCUCAAGAGAAACCCCAGUAGGUGUCAGCUCCUGGUUCAUUCAUUUUGUCUGACACCAGAGCGCUCCAGUUAUGAUGUUUGUGGUGUGUGGGAAUGCACAGGUUUCUCUAUGUUGGUCAGAUGUGCAUUUCUGGCCAUGCCUAAGUUUUCUGGAAACAAACCAAAAUCACAUGGGGAAGUGGAGUGAGCCUCUGUGCUUUGAGCUCCCUGGGAUGAUGCAUGAGGGCCUCAGAGGCUCAAAGCCCAGAGAAGGUCCCGGGCAGCCCAGCUGAAGUGAGAAGCACAUCCAGGCGCUCCUGCAUGUUCUCAAUGCCCCCCACCUACUGGGCCCACCUUGUCCCUGCACCCCAAGGCCACUCAGCCUCCCUGUCUGCUGGAGAGCCCCUUGGCCCUUCCCUCUUUACCUCCACCCCUCUCCCUGCCUCCCUUUUUUUUUAUCCCAUCCACUUCCAGUGUGCUGUAGCUUGCCCGCUGAGCAAGCAGCUGUAGUGACCAGCUUUCAGUGUCAGCAGCGGGCAGGCUGGGCUUAGUUUACAUAUUUCCUUUGGACACCUGGAGCUUCAGAGCCCUUUGAGUCACCAAAUCCACAUCAGCACUGGACCGCAGUCCAUCAGUGUGGACUGCAGGCACAGCACCACACCAACAAGCCCAAUUUUGGGGGUUCCCCCUUGGGUCUCUGUGUUCCUCCUACCUCAUUCAGAUCCACUGCUGCCAUCUGUUUGCCUGCUGGGACUGGAUCCCAGGAGUGAAGUUGGCCAAAGGGGACUUCUCUGCUUGUGCCCUAUUCCACCAUCCAAGGGGCCCCCACACUGGUAUAUGAGGGUCCUGAGUUCGGGGCAUAGCAUUGAGCCCACUGGGCUCUCUUUAUUUUUCCAGAUCUGAAAA